Arabis nemorensis is the source of this 975-nucleotide messenger RNA. The record is from the annotation of a GenBank genome assembly. NCBI's taxonomy places the organism in Eukaryota, Viridiplantae, Streptophyta, Magnoliopsida, Brassicales, Brassicaceae.
AUGUGGCGGUGCAAAUGGAUUGAACUCAAGAUCAAAGAAAUUCAGAACCAAGCACAGAUAUACGACAAAGAACUCGAAGAAUCUUGCCAAGCCAAACAAUUGGAGUUAGAAAAUGUUAAAUCAGAAGAACUUGGAGUAAAGGCAGUACCCCCUCUCCCGUGCCAUUCUCAGAAAACCCAACUCAAGAAGAGGAAGAAGAGAAAGCGAGUCGAAGGUACCUCAGAUGUUGCAUCCUAUACGCUGAACCAUAAUCUUUUCUCAUACUACGAAUAUCGGAAAACUUUUGCCGAUAUUGCUCUCAAUGAUAACUCCCGCAACCUAGAUAAACGGAAUAAGAUCACUAAGGAUGAGACAGGUUUCUGUGACGAGACACCGCCUCUCGAGUUUAAAGAAGGCGAUGCAUUCUUGGAAAACAUACUCUUGAAGAUUGAAGCAGCGAAGUUAGAAGCCCGUAACUUGAAGAAACGGGUAGACAAGGUGGUGAAUGAAAAUCCAAGUAGAUUUUCUUUGGUUAACACAUUGAAUCUGCUUGGAUCUGCUGAUGUAUUCACCAGCGUAGAACAACAAAAUCCCCUAUUGGUUAUCAAAAAUGAAGAUGAGAGACCGGUCAUUUUUGAAGAAAAACCGGUUAAAUCUGCUUCAGUUUCAUCUCAUCACGACACACCACCUGAAGAUGAAGAGACAACAGAUAUUUUGUUGUCUGAAAUUGUGGCUUCAAGGCGAAGAGCAGGGAAAGCUAUUGUUCCCGAUAAGAAGGAACAAAAGUCAGAACAAACGUCGGUUAAGGAAGGUCCAUCAAGACCUGCAAGGAAACGAACACCGCGCAAUCUUGAGGUGGUGACGAACCCGAAGAGACCUAGAGUUUCAAGAGAGAAGCCAAAGUCAAAUGUGAUGGCUUCUAGGUAUAAGCUUCCCAACAGGCGAAACCGAGGAAAACGAAGGUCGGGCCCUGCCGGAUUACGAAGAAGAUCCUAA